AAAAGUAACUGGUAACCGUUUGUUUGCUAGCUAGCGAGAGUCGAGUAAGAGGAGAGACAGUGUGUGUUUGUGUGUUUGUUUGUUUUCUUUGAACUUUCAUCACCACCUCCGUCCUCACAGCGCUGUGUGUGUGUGUGUGUGUGUGUGUGGUGAUGGCAGCCGAACAGGCUGAUGGAGGAGCGGCGGAGCAGGUCGACAUCUACGCAGAUCUGAAGACGGAGGAGGAGAGGGACCAGUCAGACGCAGAAGCUGAUGCUCUGUAUGACGAUGUUCUGACCGGGUCGGUGGACAGCGAGAGCGCUCUGGGAAAGCAGGAGUGUAAGGAGGAGGUUAAACCAGUGGAGGGAUUUGAAGAAGGACAUCGCUUCUCCGUCUACAUCGGGAACUUCAACUGGUGGAUGUCAGACACCGAUCUGAUUACCACGGCGGAGAAGCAGGGUGUGAGGGACAUCAUCGAAAUAAAGUUCGCUGAGAACAGAAUUAAUGGUCAGUCCAAAGGGUACGCCGAGGUGGUCGUGUCCACAGAGGAGUCCUUCAGGCGUCUGUUAGAGGCCAUGCCUCAGUGUAAGAUACACGGCGAGAAACUGGAGUGUCGCUUCGCCUCCAAGAGGAACCUGUCUGAGUUUGAGGCUCUGUCCAGAAAACGGAUCCCCCUGCGUCUGACCCCCAAAGGCGUCUCUGUGCGGUCCAAACACAGGAGUUCGUCCGCCUCCUCUCCGUCAGACGCACCCUUUCUACCCUUGCCCCUGAUGUUCAGUCAGGCCAAACCGCCCCCUCCCCUCCUGCCCUCGUCUUACCCCACCACCCCUCCUCCUGCUCCCCGCCCUCCUCUUCUGCCUCUUCCGACUCCAACUCUUCCUCCUCCUCCUCCUCUUUUUAACACUCCUCCUCCCCUGUUCCACUCACCCUCACCUCACGCGUACAUCCCUAACACACACGCACAAAACUCACACACACCCUCGCUACACAUCAACCCCGCCUUCUUCCCCCCGAGUCCAGCGACGUGCAGCAGCGGCGACAACAAAAGGACGGGAAAAUUCAGCCAGCCAGGGGACGGAGACUUCGACGAGCUGAUAAACAGGAACAGAACGAUCGCGAGCAGCGCCAUCACUAAAGCCAUUUCUGCAGCCACUUCAGGUGAUAUCCGGAUGGCCAUAGAGACACUGUACACGGCCACAGCGGUGAUCAAACAGUCACGCGUGUCGUAUGACAAACGCUGCCGCGUCCUCGUCGACUCCCUCAACGACUGUCUGAACUCCAUCGAGACCAAAUGCUUCCCUCCAAGUAAGAGACCGCGUUCUCGGGAGCGUGGAGCGAGGAGUCGGUCGAGGGAGCGCUCGUCCAGCACAGAGCGAGAGAGAGACAGGAAGCGCGAGAGAGGGCGUGACCGAGAGAGGCACUGACAGAGUCCAUCUCCCAGCAUUUUCAGUCUGUGGAAAAACAACAUGGAUUGUGUGUGUGUGUGUGUGAUGGAGAGGAGAGGACCAGUACAUUUACACACCCACACACUCUCUCCACUGGUACAGGAUCGUACACGACCACAUUUCAGUGAAGUUUCUCUAAAGGUGCCAAGCGGUUCUGUACAGUAAGGUUCCAUUUAACAAAAAGAAAAAAAAAAAACCACCCAUUUUUACAGUCAGUCAUGUGACCACACUGAGGUACAGCCCCGGUCUCGCACCUUCAGCAGGUCGGCACCAGGGUUCUCGUGCCUGCAGUUUUCUAAUGAACCUCUGAGAUACUCUCAUUAAACGUGUAUAAAUAAAUCAA
This is a messenger RNA of Clarias gariepinus (North African catfish), 1767 nucleotides long. Its product is annotated as cleavage and polyadenylation specificity factor subunit 7-like. The record is from RefSeq and is a predicted model, not a curated record. Gene Ontology annotation, biological process: mRNA alternative polyadenylation. Gene Ontology annotation, cellular component: mRNA cleavage and polyadenylation specificity factor complex. Gene Ontology annotation, molecular function: mRNA binding. Lineage: Eukaryota; Metazoa; Chordata; Actinopteri; Siluriformes; Clariidae. The coding region runs from base 153 to 1403 and encodes 416 amino acids. The transcript is spliced from 9 exons.